Molecule: messenger RNA, 3141 nt
Organism: Solea senegalensis (Senegalese sole)
Lineage: Eukaryota; Metazoa; Chordata; Actinopteri; Pleuronectiformes; Soleidae
Gene: adam19a
Product: ADAM metallopeptidase domain 19a
Exons: 23
Coding region: 77-2986 (969 amino acids)
Biological process (GO): proteolysis
Molecular function (GO): metalloendopeptidase activity
Source: RefSeq, a predicted model, not a curated record
CGGAGAGAGGGAGGCAGAGUAGAAGAACGGCGAGGAGGAAAGGGAGGACGAGUGUGCGGCUCCGCGGGUCACAGGGAUGUACAGUAAACACAGGCAGAAAAAUGCCCAAAUAUCACCGGCAACAUGUGGACGUUUGCUGCUGCUGCUGUCGCUGCUGCUUUCGGUGCUGCUGCUGAACGCCUCUGCGCACAGAAACACCAGAGAAGAAGAAGCAGAAGCAGAAGAAGAAGGGCCGAGGAGGGGACGGACGGUGACGGCGCGGUGGGUUUCCCAAGGCCGAAGCAAGAGGGAGGCUGAAGCCUCGACACAGGUCGAGUACCCGGUCAGAGGGGAAAUCGCUCUCUCAUCCAGUGACCUCCAACUGCUGCUGCAAGUUGAACGCAAUCAUGAGCUUUUAGGUCCAGACUUCACAGAGACCUACUACACAGAACACGGGCAGCCAGUGACUGUGACUCAUCAGAAUUACACUGAUCACUGCUUCUACCACGGCCAUGUGAACGGACAUCCAGAGUCCUGGGUCGCUCUCAGCACAUGCUCAGGAGUCAGGGGCCUGAUAUCCUUGAAUACAAGUCACACGUACUACCUGGAACCAAUCAGCGGUUCAGUGGAUCCUCUUCACCAUUCGCUGCUGAAUGCGGAGGAACUGCCAAUUAAAGGCGGAAACUGUGGCCACGGCCAUCACACAGCACAGUCCAACCACAUCUCUGACCUGCUCAGACCGUUCCAUCUGAGGGUAAAAAGAAACACCUGGGGUACAACCAAGUACAUGGAGCUAUACAUCGUCGCAGACAACACACUGUUUAAGCGGCAGAAUAAGGACUAUGAAAAGACCAAGGCACGGAUAAUGGAAAUUGCCAAUUACGUGGAUAAGUUCUACAGAGCUCUGAACAUCCGAGUGCCGCUCAUUGGUCUGGAGGUUUGGACUGACAGGGACCAGUGUAUCGUCAAGGAGGAGCCCAACGCAACUUUGUGGUCCUUCCUGCAGUGGCGACAGAAGCUGAAAUCCCGCAAGAAGCACGACAACGCGCAGCUGCUCACUGGUGUGAUUUUCAAGGGGACAACUAUUGGAAUGGCACCGCUGGAGGGCAUGUGCAGCCUGGAAAACUCUGGCGGCAUCAACGUGGACCACUCUGACCUGCCCAUCGGCGCCGCGGCCACAAUGGCCCACGAGAUCGGCCACAACUUUGGAAUGAGCCACGACCACGAGGGCUGCUGUGUGGAGGCCACGGCAGAGCAGGGAGGCUGUGUGAUGGCUGCCGCCACCGGGCAUCCAUUCCCUCGAGUCUUCAGUCGCUGCAGUAAACGUGAUCUGGACAGCUAUUUCCAGAAAGGAGGGGGCAUGUGUCUCUACAACAUGCCCAACAUGAAGGACCUGGUUGGGGGCAAAAAGUGUGGCAACGGCUUUGUGGAGGAUGGAGAGGAGUGUGACUGUGGAGAGCCAGAUGAAUGCACCAAUGACUGCUGCAAUGCCAAUAAUUGCACCUUGAAGGCGGAGGCUCAGUGUGCCCACGGUGUGUGCUGCGAGGGCUGCAAACUGAAGCAGGCAGGCACCAUGUGUCGGGGGCCGGCGGGGGCGUGUGACCUGCCAGAAUACUGCACCGGGGCCUUACCUUACUGUCCUGCCAACGUCUACCUGCUGGACGGCUCCCCCUGUCAGCGCGGAGUGGCUUACUGCUACAACGGCAUGUGCCUCACCCACGAGCAGCAGUGCCUGCAGCUGUGGGGCUACGGAGCUCGACCCGCUCACGACGCCUGCUUCGAAGACGUCAACGCCGCGGGAAACGCUUUCGGAAACUGUGGGAAUGAUGAACAUGGCAACUACAUGAAGUGUGAAAAAAGCGAUGCCAAGUGCGGUAAGAUCCAGUGCCACAGCGCAGCACAGAAGCCUAAAGGCACCAACGCCGUUUCCAUCGACAACACCAUCGAGACAGACGGCGUCAAGGUGAAGUGCAGAGGCACCUACGUUUACAGCACCCAGGACGGUCAGGGCGACCUUCCUGACCCCGGCCUCGUCAUGACUGGCACCAAGUGUGGAGAGGGAAAGGUGUGCAGAGACCGCAGGUGCCAAAAUGCCUCUUUCACUGAGCUGGAGACUUGCAUUGCACGCUGUCACGGCAACGGGGUGUGUAACAGCAACGGGAACUGCCAUUGCAAUCGAGGCUGGGCUCCGCCCUUCUGUGAGAAGACAGGACUCGGGGGAAGUGUGGACAGUGGACCUGUCCAGUACGACAGUCAGGUCGGGCUGGUGGUCGGUCUGCUGUUCGCCUUCCUCGUCCUCCUGCCUACGGUGCUGCUGCUCUUCUACUGCUACAGGAUCAAGACCUCCUACUACCACAAGUGGCUUUCCCAGAGAGCGAAGAACAAGAGUAACAAGGCGGAGGCGUCGCUGGAGAAAGGGAAGAACGGCCACCUGAAUCCUGCCUUUCACCUGAAGGUGGUCGGACCGGUCAACAAAGCGAGCAGCCACAAGGGGCUUCCUCACACCAGCAAAGAGGUCCUGCCUCUCAGACCGGGUCUGGUGUCCAACGGCACGCAGCCAGUCAACAUUGUUCGACCUCUGAGACCCGCCCCGUCCCCGCAGGGCGUCCCUCGACAACUCAAGUCGCUCCGUCCGCCGCUGCCAGCUGGCAAACCCCCGACAGGCCCACCCAAAACACCGCCGACUCCACAGAGACUCAGCCCACCCAAGAAACCUCUGCCCCUCAACCCGACACGAUCUCCACUGUUGGUUUCUGAGCUGAAGCCCAGGUCGUCCGCCUUCCCCCCUCAGAGGCCCCUCCCCCUCAGCCCAGCCCGGGGAGCCUCCCCCACGGUGAGUCGGGGCCUGGCUGCGGUUUCCAAACCGUCGCCGCCUCUGCUGGUCAUGAUGCCGCCAGCGGUCAGACCCAAACCUGUGGGCAAAGUCUCCGCCAUCUCCCCCCUCAGAGCACUCAGACCGGUCCCAGGUGCAAAACCAAACACAGCCUCGCCUCUGGCACGUAAAUGACCUUCUCCUCUCCUCCUCCUCCUCCUCGGCCCUCUGAGGACGCAGCAGCUGACAGAUCUAUUUGCACUAAAGAGACAUUGGCUGGUGAAACCACAGAGCUGUCCACUCUCACCGCGAGGAGGACAAACACAAAGUUAGAAAACAGAGACAUGAAA